GACAUCCCGACUUCCGAUAACUUUGUCAGGCCUAGCGGUGCAUGGUGGAAUUAGCAGAGUAAUCGUUGUAGAUUAGGAGGAAAUAUAGGUGUCCCAUAAGCUGACAGUAGUAACUGCUGAUAUCUGCCUCUAAAAGAUGGCUGCUGAGCCCGGACGUGUGCUGAAACCUUUCAAUGGCGGUCAAUUGCAACAUCUCACUGCAGCAGUCAAACCAGGGAUGGUUGGAGUGCAGGCCAAGGAGAACAUCUCCUCUACACCCACAGCUGAACCUGGACGUGUGCUUAAGCCUCCCAACCGUGCAGGAGGUCCUGAUCCUAAUCCCAUAGCCAAACCCAGCACUGAAAAAGAACAAGUCUCCUCCAUUAAUCCCAAAGAACCCUCAGGACAAAGGUGGUCAUUACAAGAUUUUGAUAUAGGGAGGCCUCUAGGUAAAGGAAAGUUUGGAAAUGUAUAUCUGGCCAGAGAGAAGUCAACCAAAUAUGUUGUUGCCCUUAAGGUUCUAUUUAAGUCACAGUUACAGAAAGCUGGUGUUGAGCAUCAACUUCGACGGGAAGUAGAAAUACAGUCACAUCUGCGACAUCCACACAUACUGCGCCUUUUUGGAUAUUUUCACGACAAAACAAGAGUCUACCUCAUUCUAGAAUAUGCACCAAAGGGAGAACUCUACAAAGAGCUCAUGAAGAAUGCAAGAUUUGAUGAGAAACGAGCAAUUGUAUAUAUAAGCCAGUUGGCCAGUGCCCUGAGGUAUUGUCACGGUAAAAAGGUCAUUCACAGGGAUAUCAAACCUGAGAACCUCCUCCUCGGAAACACCGGUGACCUCAAAAUUGCUGACUUUGGCUGGUCAGUUCAUGCACCCUCAUCCAGGAGAACCACAUUGUGUGGCACCUUAGAUUACCUACCUCCAGAAAUGAUUGAGGGCAAUCUUCAUGAUGAGAAGGUGGAUCUGUGGAGUCUUGGCGUGCUAUGUUACGAGUUCCUGGUGGGAAAGCCUCCGUUUGAGGCUGCAAGCCAUGAAGAUACCUACAGAAGGAUAACUAGAGUGGAUCUUCGGUUCCCGUCAUAUGUGUCCGAUCCAGCCAAAAAUCUGAUCAGUUUGCUGCUGAAACAUGACCCAAAUAAACGGUUAUCUCUGGACAAAGUUUUAGAACAUCCUUGGAUCAAAGACAAUCAAAAUCCUGAUACAUCGUAGAAUCAAGUUUUCUAUGAAAGCACUUUUGUGAUUAUCUGGACCUCAUGUCUGUAUUCCCAAGAUUGGAGGAAAACAAUGGAGGUUCAGUAAAAAUAACUCCCCUCUUUGAAAUGAUAUAAGAUUCCUGACUUACCACUGAAAAGGUGCUGUAUCAUACAUAUGGCGGGAGAUCUUGAGAGUUGUAUAUCAUGUGAUAAUUUAUUGACCCCGGAACUGAGUAUGUGGGGAAAGGAACCCCUGGCCACAGAUUCACACAAUGUUCCAGGUAGUGUGAAAAGGAAUUUGAUACUGGACGGUGACAAAGGCUACAUUCGCGUUACCGGUUGAAACGGUACGUGUGGCGCAGAAUUUUUCCACGAUAAACGAACACUCUUGGA
This is a messenger RNA of Mizuhopecten yessoensis (Yesso scallop), 1566 nucleotides long. RefSeq names its product serine/threonine-protein kinase Aurora-2-like. Lineage: Eukaryota; Metazoa; Mollusca; Bivalvia; Pectinida; Pectinidae. Gene Ontology annotation, molecular function: ATP binding; protein kinase activity. Gene Ontology annotation, biological process: protein phosphorylation; mitotic spindle organization; regulation of cytokinesis. Gene Ontology annotation, cellular component: spindle microtubule; chromosome passenger complex; spindle pole centrosome. The transcript has 8 exons. The record is from RefSeq and is a predicted model, not a curated record. Bases 137 to 1189 code for a protein of 350 amino acids.